AUGGUCCACACCCACACCCUCGCCGUCGUGGCAGCAGCUCUCCUCGCCGCCAUCCCCGUCAAUGCAGGUCUCUAUCCUAAGAGCUCCAAGGUGGUCCAGCUCGACAGCAAAAGCUACGACCGCCUGAUUUUACAAUCCAACUAUACCUCUAUCGUCGAGUUCUACGCCCCGUGGUGUGGCCACUGCCAGAAUCUUCAGCCCGCCUACGAGAAAGCCGCCGUGAAUCUGCAAGGCCUGGCCAAGGUCGCCGCCGUCGACUGCGACGACGAGAGUAACAAGCAGUUCUGUGCAAAAAUGGGCGUCCAGGGCUUCCCCACCUUGAAGAUCGUGAAGCCGGGAAAGACGCCCGGGAAGCCAAUCGUCGAGGACUACCAGGGACCGCGGACGGCCAAGGGCAUAGUCGAUGCCGUUGUCGACAAGAUCCCGAACCUGGUGAAGCGGGUGGACGACAAAUCGUUGGAGGGCUGGCUGGCGGAGUCGAACGACACGGCCAAGGCGAUCCUGUUCUCCGACAAGGGCAAGACGAGCGCAUUGUUGAAGGCGUUGGCGAUAGAUUUCAAGGGCAGCAUCCGUGUGGCGCAGAUCCGCAAUACAGACAAGGAGAAGGCAUCGUUGGAGCUGUUCGGCAUCAACAAGUUCCCUACUUUGUUGCUCUUGCCCGGAGGCAAGGAAGCAGAAGGAAUUGUGUACGACGGCGAGAUGAAAAAAGACGCAAUGCUCAAGUUCCUGUCUCAGGCUGCAGAGCCGAACCCGGAUCCUGCGCCGGCCAAGGUCAAGGUUAAGAGCAAGGAGGGCAAGAAGGCGAGCAAGGCCAAGGAGGAAUCCAAGAAAUCAUCCGCUGCGCAGGCUGCGGAAGAGGGCAAGACGGGAGAAUCCAGCGCCACAGAUGAGACGAUCCCCGAGGAGGCCGCGGAAUCACCACUGCCUAUCGUCGAAGGCGAGAAGCCUGUCCAACCCCCCGCUGCACCACCCAUCCCGGUCCUGGCCUCGCCCGAAGAGCUCGAGGCCGAAUGUUUGGGUCCCAAGACGGGGACUUGUGUUCUCGCUAUUCUCCCAUCUUCGCCCGACGCCGUCGCCGUGGGUGUCAUCACUCACUUGUCCGAGAUUUCGCACAAGCACAAGUUACAUGCCCGCCAGAUAUUCCCAUUCUACGCCGUAUCAUCGGCGAAUAUGGGAUAUGCCAAAGUCAAGGAGGCACUGAAGAUUAGCAGCGAUACGGCAGUCAUUGCCAUCAAUGGACGUCGUGGGUGGUGGAGGCAGCUGCCGAGUGGGGAGACUAUCACCGAGCAGGAUGUCACUGAGGAGGCGAUCGAGAGUUGGAUUGACGCUAUUCGUUUGGGCGAGGGUGCCAAGCAGAAGAUUCCGGAGGGGUUAAUUACCGAGGCUUCCGAGCCCGUUGUUGAGGAGGCAGCACCAGUUGAAGAAGCAGAGCCAGCUAAAGAAGCUGAGCCGGUGGUCGAGGAUGCCCAGGAGCCCAUUGUUGAGGAGGUCAAGGUCGAGAAGAUCAAGGUCGAGGAGGUCAAGGUCGAGGAGGAGAAGACCGAGGUGCACGAUGAGCUUUGA
Messenger RNA from Drepanopeziza brunnea f. sp. 'multigermtubi' MB_m1, 1563 nucleotides. RefSeq lists its product as uncharacterized. Gene Ontology annotation, molecular function: protein-disulfide reductase activity. Gene Ontology annotation, biological process: response to endoplasmic reticulum stress. Lineage: Eukaryota; Fungi; Ascomycota; Leotiomycetes; Helotiales; Drepanopezizaceae. Gene Ontology annotation, cellular component: endoplasmic reticulum lumen. The record is from RefSeq and is a predicted model, not a curated record.